AUGAUUGCAAUUAUAUUGAUAUACAGCUUUUUAAUUUCUGGAAUAUUUGCAGGCUUGGAUGAUUUUUGUCAGAGUUCUACUGCCUCUACAUCAGAUCAGACACCUUCCACUUCAGGUCAGCGUCAGUCACGCCCACCAACCGGUGCCAAGAAAAAUCGUUGCUUCACGAAAUACUUGCAUAUGGAAGGUCCCUGCCAUCCUGACGAGCUGGAAAGCUAUGAUUCAGCGGCUGCAAAUAUAAAAAAGUCAAACAAUAAACUACUUGGACUAAUAAAAAGUACCAAGCGAGGAAUGUCGAUGCUCAAACUCGAUCUGAUUCAACUUAAUUACGAACCAGACGUGCAGUUGGCAAGUCAAGGACAUACAAGAGUGAGUGCUCAGGCUAUGCUUGUGUAUAGGCUGAAAUCAGCCAAUAUGAUCUUGAAACUACUUGAUGAAAUAUAUAAAGAUCAGAUGUCUUCCAUGAUGAGCAUUCAGACUCGAUUGUUUACUCGUAAAUGUCCUGGAAUUCGAGAGAUACUUUUGAAGACAUCAAAGUACUUUAAAGACCCAAAAAUGAUUCCACUUCGACUUUCUGAGAUUUUCGGCGACCCUCAAGGUAGAUAUGUCAGCAUGUUCCCAAAAAUGGCCCAAGCUGUUGGGACAUCUGGAUCAAAUGAAGCUACUCAAACGACUGAACCAGAUCAAUCAACCGAAACUGAUAUGCAAGUGGAUUAA
Batrachochytrium dendrobatidis JAM81 is the source of this 717-nucleotide messenger RNA. RefSeq lists its product as uncharacterized. Lineage: Eukaryota; Fungi; Chytridiomycota; Chytridiomycetes; Rhizophydiales. The coding region runs from base 1 to 717 and encodes 238 amino acids. The transcript has a single exon. The record is from RefSeq and is a predicted model, not a curated record.